Molecule: messenger RNA, 565 nt
Organism: Harpegnathos saltator (Jerdon's jumping ant)
Lineage: Eukaryota; Metazoa; Arthropoda; Insecta; Hymenoptera; Formicidae
Product: 60S ribosomal protein L34
Exons: 4
Coding region: 100-459 (119 amino acids)
Biological process (GO): translation
Cellular component (GO): ribosome
Molecular function (GO): structural constituent of ribosome
Source: RefSeq, a predicted model, not a curated record
UUAUCCCCUCUACUACGUUUUAUGCGGAACUACACCUCCAUUGUGGCGUCUCUGCAUGUAUCCGCUUCCUUUUUCAUCUGGAUCUAAGAAAGAGCCAAGAUGGUACAGCGCUUAACCUAUCGACGACGUUUGUCGUACAACACCAAGAGCAACAGGAGACGCGUUGUACGUACACCAGGAGGUAAAUUGGUUUACCAGUACCUGAAGAAGCCCAAAAAGAUCCCAAGAUGUGGACAGUGCAAAGAUAAACUCAGAGGUAUUCAACCUGCGAGGCCAAUGGAACGCUCACGUAUGUGCAGACGGAAGAAGACAGUUAAACGUGUGUACGGUGGUGUGCUGUGUCACAAAUGUGUGAAGGAAAGGAUUGUACGAGCAUUCUUAAUAGAGGAACAAAAGAUUGUUGUUAAGGUAAUGAAGGCACAGCAGGCGUCAGCAAAAACGAAGAAGGUGGAGAAAUAAUUUUUAUGCUUUUUAUUAAUUAAGAAAAAUAAAUAAAAUAAGAAAUAUCUUACUGUUGAGUUAUUUUGCUUUGAAAAUAUAAAAAGCGUGAAAUCUCAGUAUCGAA